Messenger RNA from Chara braunii, 2235 nucleotides. NCBI's taxonomy places the organism in Eukaryota, Viridiplantae, Streptophyta, Charophyceae, Charales, Characeae. The record is from the annotation of a GenBank genome assembly.
UGAGGUAGAUGCACCAGCCGCCGCCGGCGGAGGGUGAACGUGCGAGGCGGGAAAUCCCCAUGGUCAUCGACAGCGGGGCAAAGGGGUGUGGCCGCCUGACGAGGAGCGACAGAGACGAAAGGGCCAACAGAGAAGCAGGAACAGGACGACAAGAGGGAGGAGGACGAGGACGGCGAAAAGUGUUUCUCCCUGAGGGCUUUUCCGUAAUUUGCCCUCCUGUCCCUGCGAGCCAACGUAAGUCGGCCUCGUCGUCGGUGACGGAGUUGGCAAUGCCGACGGCUAUGGCGGUCUUCUUGACCUGUUUCAGCUGCCUGCUGUGGCUCGCAUCCGCUGCACCGAUCGGCCCUCCCGAUCUGUACAGAUGCAAACCAAGGUCCCCCUGCUGCCUCCCCUCCCCCACCUCCCCUCCCACCCCUUUCUCUCGCAACACCUCCACUCCAGUCCGCACACGUCGAGCUCUCCAGAAUGUCCUCCAGGACACCACUUACCUAACCGCGCUUCGAACUGCCUACGACAGGCUACGCGAGCUGAGUCGCAGCUCUCCUGACGACCCUCGCGGCUUCUUUCAGCAGUCCAAUCUGCACUGUGCUUUCUGUCUUACUUCUGAUUUGAGUUAUGGGAACGAGUUUAACAUGCAUGGCAAUUGGUACUUUCUGCCCUGGCACAGGAUGCUUCUUUACUACCACGAACGAAUCCUGGGCUGGGCAGCCGGGGUCCCGGACCUUGCCCUGCCCUUUUGGAACUGGGACAAUGAGGCCGGGAGGGGGUUUCCAGCGCCCUAUGACGACAGCGGAUCCUCUCUCCAUGCGGAAGCACGGAGGGCCGCACCUGAGAGGCAGAGAGAGAUCGAGCGGUCUGUGACCAGGGAAAUGAUGCGGACCGAUGUGGUGCUUACGGACCAUUGGCACCCCGCCAUGGGGAACGAGAGGGAGGGCGGUACUCUGGAAACUGGGGGCCACAACUGGAUACACCUGGCCGUGGGAAGGGAAAGCGAUAGGAGAGAGAUGGGCGACCUGCAGUAUGCUGCUAACGACCCUAUUUUCUAUACCCACCAUGCUAAUGUGGAUAGGCUGUGGGAGGUAUGGCUGGGGCGUGAUUUGCGGCCUGGGCGCGGGGACCGAAGGAACCCCUCUUCAGCAGACUUUCUGGACUCCAGGUUCACCUUCUUCGACGAGAAUGCCAUGGCUAAAGUCAUUGCGGUGUCCGACGUCCUACAGCUGACCAAUCUACGGUACAGUUACGAGCGUGUGAGCCACGACUGGAUACAGCCGGAAGAUAGGACACCAGCACCUCAGUGGGCACCAUUGAUGGGUGGCUCUGGGGAAGCACCACUUCAACAAUCCGUGAAAUUCAGGGCUGUUGCACAUGGCACUGGGAACCCCAACCUAGUUAUCGCAGAUAUCAAGUCUCCAUACCCCAAAUCUGCACCCGCUUCUGUGCAGAGCGCGGGUGUGGUGCCGAUGCUGAGGUUCUUCAACAUCAGACACCACCUUGACAAGACCUUGGAGCUGCACAUAUUUGUAAACGAGCCGAAGGCAAACGCUGACACUCCGAGGUCCGGGAACCCAAAAUAUGUCCAAGGUCAUGCCUUCUUGCCAGAAGGCACACUUCACAAGUUCUGCCUAAGUGUGUCAAUUGGCCCGGCGUUAGAAAGGCUCAACCUGACAUUGAUAAGCAACUUCACUGUGCAGGUUGUGCGAGGCAUGGAGUUCGAAGUGCUGCCCGGUAGGCUCUCCAUCGAAUUCAUAGAUUACAUCAUCAGUCCUUCAGGGAUGUAGCCUUGUGGUAGGCCAAGUUCUGUGCCGCAGGACUUCAUGUACCCUUCGGAUUAAUCCCUGAAUCAAGUCGCGAGGGUGAGAAUGAAAAAGGAAUAGAAGGGGGUAGGACCUUCAUUUCGUGCAAAAAAAAGGGUAUGUUUUUUAUGAAUGUCAAAAGAAAAGAAGGGGGGGGUAACUACCCAGGCAGGGCCCGAGUUUGAAAUGCAGUUCAAACUCGGCCUUGCAGAAAGGUCCCACCGCAGAGUUUGAUGCUGCAAUGGAGUCAGCCACGUCGGCCGGUCUGCCCCUGGGCCAUUUUCCCAGUGGAACAGGCGCAAUGUGGCCCCGUAGAACAGUACCGGCCCACAGUUUGGAGACUCUCUUCUGCUAAGUGCAUGAAUUUGGCCCGGUACCGGGCUUGUGUCCAUGAACGGGCCGCAACGGCCCACCAGACCACAGACCUGAUGCACGUGACUUC